AUGGACUUUGGAUUGUUUACCACCUGGAACGCCGUUUACGAGGGCGACAAGGUUCCCUGGGACCCGGAAUAUCAGGGCGGCAAGCUCCUCGAAGCCGAGGCUUACAAGCAGAACUUCAAGGAGAUCGACCACAUCGAGAACGCCGGUUGGGACUAUGUCUGGUUCGGCGGUGGUCACUUCUCCACCCAGGGCAGCAUGGACCCCCAGUCCCUUAUGUUGUCUGGCAUAAUCGCCAACCACACCAAGAACAUCAAGAUCGGCACUUCCAUCCACCGCCCGACCCUGCGGUUGCCCGGUGAGACCCCAUCCCCGCGGGCGUUGCCCCACGAAAGGUACGCCUUCGACAACCUGCAGCCCGAGGACCCCUUCCAGGUCGCGGAACAGGUUGCCAUCGUUGACCAGAUCAGCGAAGGACGCUUCAUCUACGGCGCGGGGGCCCGCACUCGCGGCUCCGACGAGCGCCGAGACUACUUCUUCGAGUACCUGGAGCUUUUGAAGCAGCUGUGGGAAGAGGACAGGUUCUCCGGUUUCGAGGGCAAGUACUUUAACUAUCCGGGCUUCUACGAGAGCUACAUGAGCAUCCCCAAGCCGGUACAGAAGCCCUUGCCCAUGCUGCUCCCCGUGGACAGCCAGGAGAGCUUCGUACCCAUGGGCGAGCAUGGAUACCGCAUUGCCAUCGGCGCCGGCAGUUCCCCCCACAACCUGCGGGGCUCCGCCGUCCUUCGUGAGGACGUCAACGCCUACCGCAAGGCAUGGAAGGACGCCGGGCAUGAGGGAGAGCCUUCCACCGUCGUGCGGGUGCCCACCCUGGUCGCCAACACCCAGGAAAAGGCCGACCGCCGCGUCGAAAACCUCAUGGACCUCGCCCGCAUCUAUUACGCGGGCCGCAUCGGCAUCGGAAGCACCGACGCCGGCAGCGCCGGCCCCGAAGCCACCGAGGAAGUCAACCUCUUCGGCACACCGGCAGAGGUGGUCGAGAAGAUCCACAUGUUCAAGGAAGCCUUCUCCACCGACGAGAUUAUGUUCGAGUGCAACUGGACGUCGUCGGUGCCCCGCGAGGUGGUCAUGGACACGCUGAAGUGUUUGAGCGAGGACGUUAUUCCGCACUUUAAGUAG
This is a messenger RNA of Geodia barretti, 1116 nucleotides long. The record is from the annotation of a GenBank genome assembly. Lineage: Eukaryota; Metazoa; Porifera; Demospongiae; Tetractinellida; Geodiidae.